Molecule: messenger RNA, 715 nt
Organism: Acaromyces ingoldii
Lineage: Eukaryota; Fungi; Basidiomycota; Exobasidiomycetes; Exobasidiales; Cryptobasidiaceae
Product: glucosamine 6-phosphate N-acetyltransferase
Exons: 4
Coding region: 8-547 (179 amino acids)
Biological process (GO): UDP-N-acetylglucosamine biosynthetic process
Cellular component (GO): Golgi apparatus; endoplasmic reticulum-Golgi intermediate compartment; endoplasmic reticulum
Molecular function (GO): glucosamine 6-phosphate N-acetyltransferase activity; monosaccharide binding
Source: RefSeq, a predicted model, not a curated record
CACCACCAUGUCGAAGCUGACACCAGACUCGGAGCUCGAGCUGCUGUUCGACGCAAAGCUCAUCCCAGAUGAGGUCAAAAACGUCGGCGACGGUCUUCAUCUGAGGCCGCUCUCGUCGACCGACUAUGACCGUGGCCAUCUGCGCGUGCUCGAGGCCCUGACCAAGGUCCCAGACCCGGGUCGAGAUGCCUGGCUGCGUCAAUUUCAGCUGAUGCAGCAGUCGAAGCCUGCCGCGUACUACACGCUGGCAAUUCUCGACGCCGCAACGGACGAGAUCGUCGCCGUGGGCUCCCUCUUUAUCGAGUACAAGUUCAUUCGUGGGCUCGGCGCAUGCGGACACAUUGAGGACAUUGCCGUGGACCCCAAGACGCAGGGAAAGGGGCUAGGGAAGAAACUUAUUCGCGCCCUCACCGGACUCAGCGAGGCAUUGGGCACCUACAAGGUUAUUCUCGACUGCAGCGAGGACAACAAGCCCUUCUACGAAAAAUGCGAGUACAAGCUCGUCGGCGUCCAGAUGGCAAAGUACGCGGCCCACGUUCAAAAGUAGUUGCGCGCAGAUAGGCCACACCUACUCGAUUCGACUAGAUCAGAUGCACUCACUUAGCUCAAGGAAAGAGCUGUGGCAAAGUAUCAAGGAGGCAAAUCCAAGGAAUCAUUAAUAGGAUUGACUAAGGAGAGAGAAGAGAGAUCACAUGUGUGCCCGGUGGUGGUGGUA